Polyodon spathula (Mississippi paddlefish) is the source of this 1283-nucleotide messenger RNA. RefSeq names its product L-serine dehydratase/L-threonine deaminase-like. Bases 134 to 1120 code for a protein of 328 amino acids. Gene Ontology annotation, molecular function: L-serine ammonia-lyase activity; pyridoxal phosphate binding; threonine deaminase activity. NCBI's taxonomy places the organism in Eukaryota, Metazoa, Chordata, Actinopteri, Acipenseriformes, Polyodontidae. The transcript is spliced from 8 exons. Gene Ontology annotation, biological process: L-threonine catabolic process; L-serine catabolic process. The record is from RefSeq and is a predicted model, not a curated record.
CGAGAAAAUCGAGAUAGACAUCCGCUCUUCAAGCUGCAGCAGCCAAACAAGAACCGACAACUCGCUGCAGGAGGUGAAUAAAAACACUUUCCAUUUUUAUCUUGACACUCUUCUGAUCUGCCGCCUGUGCACAAUGAGCUCCAAGGCAAGUCUGCAUGCCAUCUCCCCACUCAGGGAUAGUGUCCCCAUGUCCAAAGAGGCUGGGACCACAGUCUACCUCAAACUGGACACUGCCCAGCCAACCGGCUCCUUCAAGAUCCGCGGCAUUGGUCACCUCUGCAAGACGUGGGCGGACAGAGGGUGUGAACGGUUUGUCUGCUCCUCGGGUGGCAAUGCUGGCCUGGCAGCUGCCUACUCUGCCCGGAAGCUGGGGGUACCUGCUACUAUCCUAGUGCCUUCCAGUACCCCAUCCUUCACCAUCCAGAGACUGCAGGACGAGGGGGCCAGCGUGUCUGUGGUGGGGGAGAUGCUAGACGAAACCAUUGAGCAUGCUAUGAGAAUGGCAGAGAAUAACCCAGGCUGGGUCUAUAUCCCUCCCUUUGAUGACCCGCUCAUCUGGGAAGGACACGCCUCCAUCGUGACAGAGCUCCAGCAGGCCCUGGACAGCAAGCCUGGCGCCAUCGUGCUGUCAGUAGGGGGAGGGGGCCUGCUGUGCGGGGUGGUGCAGGGGCUGAGGGCUGUGGGCUGGCAGGAUGUGCCCAUCAUUGCCAUGGAAACCAAGGGAGCACACAGCCUCAAUGCAGCCGUGCAAGCAGGGGAGCUUGUCACACUGCCCCAGAUCACCAGCGUUGCCAAAACGUUGGGGGCGAAGCGUGUGGGUGCACAGACCCUGAAAGUGGCCAAAGAGCACCCCGUCUUCUCAGAGCUGGUGAGCGACCAGGAGGCUGUGGGGGCUAUCGAGAAGUUUGUGGAUGAUGAGAAGAUCCUGGUGGAGCCUGCCUGUGGCGCCGCCCUAGCGGCUGUGUACUGCAAUACAAUCCGCAAGCUGCAGGACGCGGGCAAACUGCCCCGGAACCUGGACUCCGUGGUCAUAGUGGUCUGUGGAGGCAACAACAUAACUCUGGGACAACUGCAGAGACUCAAAGAACAACUGGGCCUGCCCAACCUUACUGCGGCUUAACCCCCACAAAAAGCAAAGAGUGGGCCAGGCCAGAGAAAAUGAUUGCAUUCUUUACACCGUGGAGCAAACCAAUACAGACAAAAAGGAGCAUCUUUUUUUUUUUUUUUAAAUGGGAAGAAAUAUUUUUAAAACUGGGGGCCAAGUAAUCAAAGUGAACACACAC